AUGGCUUCUUAUUUUUCUUUGUCUGUUAUUCGAUUUCUUCUUCCAUUCUUUUUAAUUUCGCAAUUACCUUCCUCUUCUUCUCGUGGUAUAGUGUUUCAACUUGAGAGAGAUUCAUCAACCCUCCAAUAUAUGAUCAGAAUCAACCAAGGAACUCCUUUAACUGCAGUCAAAUUAGUUGUCGAUCUGGGUGGAACAUUACCCUGGAUUCUUUGUCAUAGGGGUGCCUACAACUCAUCAUCGAUUCGACCUGUCAAAUGCACUUCACAGCUAUGCUCUACAGCUAGCAAACCAGUCAAUAGUACUUGUAUCUUUAAAAAUGAUUGCAGCAUUUACACAAAUAAUCCAGUAACAAAUUCAGUCGUCAGAGGUGAGCUAGUGUCGGAUCUGGUGAAUGUUUUAUCUAACGAAGAUAGCAACGUCACCUUGGGAACACCGUUUGCUUCGUUACGUCGGUGUGCUUUCGGUUGUGCAACUACUGUUAAUAUCUCAGGUGGACUUGCAAAUGGUGCUAAUGGAGUGGCUGGUCUUGGGCGUUCGUCUGCUCUUUCAUUCGUUACACAAUUUGCGGUUGGAUUUCGAUUCUCCCGCAUUUUUGCUCUGGAUUUACACGACAACAUUCAGGAUGACAAAUUAAACCAAACGAGAGGUAAGAUUUAUUUUGGAGGUGGACCUUACAUUCAUUAUUUGUAUGGUUAUGAAGAUUGGGCAGACAGAGUUUUAACUUAUACACCAUUGCUCAUUAAUCCGAAAAGUAAAGAAGAAUAUUUCAUUGAUGUUAAAUCGAUCAAAGUACACGGAGAUACCGUACCAAUAAACAAAAAGUUGUUGUCCAUUAACAAGAAAACUGGAAUGGGAGGAACGAAGAUCGACAUACAAAUUCCUUAUACUACUUUGCAGACAUCAAUCUACGAGGCCUUUAUCAAAGCUUACACUAGAUGGGUUGAACGCUAUAACAGUGCUAAUGCCAAAGUGCGUGAUUCAACCCCGAACAUUACUAUGGUUACUCCGGUUGCGCCAUUUACUGCCUGUUAUAACUCAUCCACCAUGCCACUUGUCACAGAAUUCAAUUCAGUGCCACCAGGUGUGGCUUUCAUCUUUCACCAUAGUGUGUGGAACAUCUCUUUGUAUGAUCUUGUAAGAGUUAAAAAAGGUGUGGACUGUGUGGGAUUUGUUGAUGGAGGUUCAAAGCCGAAGACUUCCAUAGUCAUUGGUGCACGACAGAUUGGUUUCCUAGAGUUUGAUAUUUCAAGGUCGAGAUUGGGGUUCGAGCAACCAAAUAUUAUUGAUUACGAAGUAUGUUACUGGUGCCCGCCAGAUGGGCGUCCUAUUGAGCCACCAAAUAUUAAGGAUUAA
Molecule: messenger RNA, 1353 nt
Organism: Papaver somniferum (opium poppy)
Lineage: Eukaryota; Viridiplantae; Streptophyta; Magnoliopsida; Ranunculales; Papaveraceae
Product: basic 7S globulin-like
Exons: 1
Coding region: 1-1353 (450 amino acids)
Biological process (GO): proteolysis
Molecular function (GO): aspartic-type endopeptidase activity
Source: RefSeq, a predicted model, not a curated record